Messenger RNA from Argentina anserina (silverweed cinquefoil), 1287 nucleotides. RefSeq lists its product as uncharacterized. Gene Ontology annotation, molecular function: calmodulin binding. The transcript has a single exon. Bases 1 to 1287 code for a protein of 428 amino acids. The record is from RefSeq and is a predicted model, not a curated record. Lineage: Eukaryota; Viridiplantae; Streptophyta; Magnoliopsida; Rosales; Rosaceae.
AUGGCAACAAAACUAAAAGAAAGUACUACUCCUGGGAGGGAGAGGAAAACUGGCGGCACAUCACCAGCUAGCCUCACCAAAAGAUCCACAAAACCAACUACUCCUGAUAAACCUUCUUCAACCUCAAACUCAUCAUCAACAGCAAAACCACUCCCAAACUAUUUGAGAUCAACCGCAAGCUCAUCACGCCAGGUUCCUUCUCUGACCAAGUCCAGGUCAUUAAAGAAAACCCAUGACGCUGAUAAUCAAGAAUCAAAGUCCCCAAAGCCUACACUAAAUAGAAGAAGAUCCUUUGACAAGCCGCCGUCACCUUCAGGACUACAUAAGCCACCCAACUCCCCAGGAAGAGAGUUUAGGGAGACACCACAACGGUCGAAAUCUCUUUCGGUUAAAAGUGUGUCGAAUGUUCCAAAGCCCACCAGUAAACCUGUAUCUGCAUCCAAACCACAGGCUUUGCCUGCAAAGACUAGUGGCACUAGUUUGAGGAGAAGCACAAGUGGCAUUGCUUCUGGUUCAAGUAAGAAGGAUAGUAGAAGUAGUAGAAGUACUACUAAUAGUUCAAGAGCUCCAAGGAGUCAGGACAUAACAGAAAUUCUCAAUCUUGAAGCUAAUUUAGAUGCUUUGAAUUGCCAUGAGGUUGGAGAGGCGGAUAAGAUUGAAAGUAUUGAGGAAGACAACUCUCAAGACCUUCCGGAUCCUAAAUUAGCUGAAGAAGAACAGGUUGAUCAGCAGCAAGAUCAUGCUUCAGAUUCUGGUCGUGACACUUCGUCUGUUAAAGAUGCUGCAGAGGAAUCAAAAGCAGAUGUGGAUACCAAAAAUGAAGAAGUUAUCCAAGCAGAGAAAAAUCUUGAUGGUCACCAUGAUCAAGUUGAGGAGGUUAAAUACACUAGCAAAGAUCAUGAAAGUAAUGACAAUAUUGAUCAGGGUUCGAAUUUGACAAGUGAGGAUACAAAGGUGGAGGAGGCGAUCAAAGAAAACAAAGAAGACGAAAGCAAGAAUGAGGAUAAUUUGGAAGCUGUUGACGGAGAAAGCCAUGAGGUUGAUCAAAAGGAAGGGCAAGAUGGAGAUAUAAAAGAAGAAGCAAAGGCAACGAAAAGCCCGCAAGAGGCUGCUGCUGCUGCUACUCCAGGGAAUAACAAGAAGGAGGCGUCCCCUGCAUACAAUGAUGUGAUUGAGGAGACUGCAACUAAGCUAAUGAGCCAAGAUCAGAAGAGAAGGAACAAGGUCAAAGCUUUGGUUGGGGCUUUUGAGACUGUCAUAGAUUAUGAAUCAGGAUCCAAACCAUAA